Molecule: messenger RNA, 594 nt
Organism: Acanthosepion pharaonis
Lineage: Eukaryota; Metazoa; Mollusca; Cephalopoda; Sepiida; Sepiidae
Source: the annotation of a GenBank genome assembly
AUGAGACAAAAACAAAUAAAAGGAUACGAAGGAAUCUUUCAGUUGAUAAAAGCGUUUUUUUCUAUCUAUCUAUCUAUCUAUCUAUCUAUCUAUCUAUCUAUCUAUCUAUUGACUGUUUGUUUUCAUUUAUCUAUCUAUCUAUCUAUCUAUCUAUCUAUCUAUCUAUCUAUUGACUGUUUGUUUUCAUCUAUCUAUCUAUCUAUCUAUCUAUCUAUCUAUCUAUCUAUCUAUGUUUUAGUUUUAAAAUAUCUAUCUAUCUAUCUAUCUAUCUAUCUAUCUAUCUAUCUAUCUAUCUCAAUCUUCUUUCAAUAUACAUUUAAAAUCCUUAUUUCUACAUGUAAUGUUUUAUGUAUGUAUGUAUGUAUGAAUCUAUCUAUCUAUCUAUCUAUCUAUCUAUCUAUCUAUCUAUCUAUCUAUCUAUCUAUCUAUCUCCUCGGAGAGAACCAAGUUUAUCUAUCUAUCUAUCUAUCUAUCUAUCUCCGUCACAUAUUCUUACGUAAUUUAACUAUCGCAUAUGCUUAUCUAUCUAUCUAUCUAUCUAUCUAUCUAUCUAUCUAUCUAUCUAUCUAUCUAUACAUAUAUUUAAUAGGUUAG